AGGGAAGACUGGCAAUGAAGAGAAGCUAUGAAGGGAACAUCUGCAUAGAUGGCAGACACAGGGUUCCAGUGACGAUGUCGAAGCACCACGAUGCAGGGACAGCUUUCAUCCAGACCCAGCAGCUGCACGCUGCCAUGGCAGACACCUUCCUGGAGCACAUGUGCCGCUUGGACAUCGACUCGGAGCCAACCAUUGCAAGAAACACUGGCAUCAUCUGCACCAUCGGCCCAGCCUCCCGCUCGGUGGAGAAGCUGAAGGAAAUGAUUAAAUCUGGAAUGAAUGUUGCCCGCCUCAACUUCUCUCAUGGCACCCACGAGUAUCAUGAGGGCACAAUCAAGAACGUGCGAGAAGCUACAGAGAGCUUUGCCUCUGAUCCCAUCACCUACCGACCUGUGGCUAUUGCACUGGAUACCAAGGGACCUGAAAUUAGAACUGGACUCAUUAAGGGAAGUGGCACAGCAGAAGUGGAGCUGAAGAAGGGGGCAGCCCUCAAAGUGACCCUGGACGAUGCCUUCAUGGAGAACUGCGAUGAGAACACGCUGUGGGUGGACUACAAGAAUCUCACCAAGGUUGUAGAAGUUGGCAGCAAAAUCUAUGUGGAUGACGGUCUGAUUUCCUUGCUGGUUAAGGAGAAAGGCAAGGACUAUGUCAUGACGGAGAUCGAGAACGGUGGCAUGCUGGGCAGCAAGAAGGGAGUCAACCUGCCCGGUGCCGCAGUCGACCUGCCUGCGGUCUCUGAAAAGGACAUUCAGGACCUAAAAUUCGGUGUGGAGCAGAACGUGGAUAUGGUGUUUGCUUCCUUCAUCCGCAAAGCUGCUGAUGUCCACGCUGUCAGGAAGGUGCUAGGGGAAAAGGGAAAGAACAUCAAGAUCAUCAGCAAGAUCGAGAACCAUGAGGGUGUGCGCAGGUUUGAUGAGAUCAUGGAGGCCAGCGAUGGCAUUAUGGUGGCCCGUGGUGACCUGGGAAUUGAGAUCCCUGCUGAAAAAGUCUUCCUUGCCCAGAAGAUGAUGAUUGGACGUUGCAACAGGGCUGGCAAACCCAUCAUCUGUGCCACUCAGAUGCUGGAGAGCAUGAUCAAGAAGCCUCGCCCGACGCGCGCCGAGGGCAGCGACGUGGCUAACGCCGUCCUGGACGGAGCAGACUGCAUCAUGCUCUCCGGAGAGACUGCCAAGGGGGACUACCCGCUGGAGGCCGUCCGCAUGCAGCACGCUAUUGCUCGGGAGGCUGAGGCCGCAAUGUUUCACCGUCAGCUCUUCGAAGAGAUUUUACGCCUCAAUGUUAACAACAGGGACCCUGCCGAUGCCAUGGCAGCGGGCGCGGUGGAGGCCUCUUUUAAGUGCUUAGCUCCAGCCCUGAUAGUUCUGACCGAGUCUGGCAGGUCAGCACACCUGGUGUCCCGGUACCGCCCGCGGGCUCCCAUCAUCGCCGUGACCCGUAACGACCAGACGGCUCGCCAGGCCCACCUCUACCGGGGCAUCUUCCCCGUCCUCUGCAAAGAACCGGCCCACGACGCCUGGGCGGAGGAUGUGGACCUUCGCGUGAACCUGGGCAUGAAUGUCGGCAAAGCCCGUGGGUUCUUCAAGAGCGGGGACCUGGUGAUCGUGCUGACGGGCUGGCGCCCCGGCUCCGGCUACACCAACACCAUGCGCGUGGUGCCCGUUCCCUGAAGGGCCCGCCGCCCACCAGCGACCACCACCUUCCUUCCCCCCUCCCCUCGCUCCCCUCGCCUUAGACCAGCCAUGGCUUGCGAUGUCCUCCUUGUCCCUAGCGUGGAUGUAGGUUGCUCAACACCACCCAGCGCGGCAGCAGCAGCAGCAGGGGGAAGAGACCUUAAAUCACUAAAAAGAAAACCAAUACUUGAAA
Messenger RNA from Calidris pugnax (ruff), 1863 nucleotides. It is a transcript of the gene PKM, whose product is annotated as pyruvate kinase, muscle. Bases 15 to 1667 code for a protein of 550 amino acids. The record is from RefSeq and is a predicted model, not a curated record. Gene Ontology annotation, cellular component: cytoplasm. Lineage: Eukaryota; Metazoa; Chordata; Aves; Charadriiformes; Scolopacidae. Gene Ontology annotation, molecular function: magnesium ion binding; pyruvate kinase activity; potassium ion binding. The transcript is spliced from 11 exons. Gene Ontology annotation, biological process: glycolytic process; cellular response to insulin stimulus.